ACUGAGCAUUGUCCUCUCUUUUUCUCCUCCGUCUUAAAUUCGCUUCAGAAUGCGCCCAACAUAGUUCUUCUCUUCCCCCCGGACUCUCUAUGCUCUUUCACUAUUCAUUAUGGCUUCUCUUCUGCCAUUUCAGGACCUCAAUUGCUUCCCUAACCCUCACACUGCUAUCAGUAACGCCACUGAUCCAAUCAAUGUCGGACCCACUCCCUCCUCGAGGACGUGCUUUCCAACACUGGUGCCCAAGCUCGAGCCUUUGGACGAUUUGUUCGAACCCCAAGAGCAAGAGCAAGCCCUUGGAAACAUCAUUUCAACUCCUAACCCUGAGAAUGCAUCAGCUAAUGCUUGCGCUGGAAUCCCACAAGGCGUGCCGAUGGAAGACCAUGUAUAUUCAGAGUUCAAUCGAAUUUCUCAAAUGUUUUGGGCAGCAUUUCCCGACAAUGUACAGCAAUCCGGAGAUGACAACGUUUCAAACUCAGAUUCGAGGGCAAUUGUUCCUGUACCAAAGGAGAACACCCAGGUUUCUUCGGUGGUGGUUGCUACUCGGAAGCGGAGCUCCCAGCGAGUUAAGGAACUGGUAAGGGUUGGCGAUAUUAGGAUCGAAGACGAAAGGCAUCAUCGUGCCGUAGUCAGAAGGACCAGGAUGGUAUACGACUCGUUGCGCAUUUUGACGCCAAUGGAGGAGAAGAAAAGUAGUGAUGAUUCAGCUAAGCGUAAGCGGCCUCGAGGUGAUACGCGUGCUGCCGCCAUGUUGAGAUAUCGUGGGAUGUGGCUUAAUCGAGAUAAGCGGAUAGUAGGUGCUAUUCCAGGCAUUCAUGUUGGUGAUUUGUUCCUUUAUAGGAUGGAACUGUUAGUAGUUGGGUUACAUUGUCAAACUCAAGCCGGAAUUGAUUAUCUUCCCGCAAGCAUGAGUCCAAAUAAGGAGCCAAUAGCAACUAGCGUUAUUGUAUCAGGUGGAUAUGAGGAUGAUAUAGAUGAUGGUGACGUUAUAAUCUAUACAGGACAUGGAGGACAAGAUGCUAAGCAUUCAAAGCAAGUUGCUCAUCAGAAGUUGGAAGGAGGAAACCUUGCAUUGGAAAGAAGCAUGCAGUAUGGGGUUGAGGUACGGGUUAUUCGAGGGAUUAAACAUGAGGGAAGUGCUUCAAGUUCGAACAAGGUUUAUGUGUAUGAUGGCUUGUACCGGAUUGCUGCUUGCUGGUUUGAACUGGGUAAGUCUGGUUUUGGGGUUUACAAGUAUAAACUUUUGAGAAUUGAUGGGCAAGAAAAAUUGGGUAGUGCAAUUCUUAAACAUGCUCGGCUUCUAAGGGUUGAUCCAAUUUUUUCUGAUUCUACGAGUUGUUUUAGUCUUGACAUUUCGCUCAACAAAGAGAAUACUCCUGUUCGUCUCUUCAAUGAUAUUGAUGCUGAUGAUGGUCCUCUUCAUUUUGAGUAUCUUACAAGGACUAGUUUUCCUCAUUUUGUAUUUCAUCAAAGUGGAAGUGCUACUGGCUGUGAGUGUGUGGAAAGUUGUACUGAUGGUUGUUUCUGUGCUUUGAAAAAUGGAAAUGAAUUUCCUUAUAAUAGAAAUGGGAUUCUAUUAAGAGGGAAGCCAGUAGUUUUUGAAUGUGGUCCAUUCUGCCGUUGUCCUCCACAUUGUCAAAAUCGUGUGACACAAAAAGGGAUGAAAGUUAGACUGGAAGUAUUUAGGUCUAGAGAAACAGCAACAGGUUGGGGAGUUAGGUCCCUGGAUGUUAUUCAUGCUGGUGCUUUUAUCUGUGAAUAUACAGGGGUUGUACUUACAACAGGGCAAGCACAAAUUUUGACUAUGAAUGGUGAUUCAAUGGUCUAUCCAAAUCGAUUUCCUGAUAGGUGGGCAGAAUGGGGGGAUUUAUCUCAGAUAUACCCUAAUUAUAUGCGUCCAUCAUAUCCAUCAAUUCCUCCGUUAGAUUUUGCCUUGGAUGUAUCGACAAUGAGGAAUGUUGCUUGCUAUAUCAGGCGCAGUGCAGCUCCAAAUGUGUUCGUUCAGUUUGUUCUCUAUGAUCACAAUAACUUGAUGUUUCCUCACCUUAUGCUUUUUGCAAUGGAGACUAUCCCUCCAUUGAGGGAGCUCAGUCUAGAUUAUGGAGUGGCUGAUGAUUGUACAGGAAAGCUCUUAAUAUGUAACUGAAUGAUCUGAAAGGGGCAUACAGCUUACAGUAUGGUGAGGCUGAGUUUUGGGUAUGUUGCCAUGAGAAUCCCAGGUGAAGCAGAAUGACUUGUAGACGGUUCCAGACUCACUAAUCUAACUAGAAGCGUUGACUUAUCUUUUUAGCUGAUUCCGUUCUACCUGACUUUUUUUUUUUUUUUUCGUUUUUCGGGUGAAAAGCAGCAUAUGGAGUUUGAGGUUCAGAUCCCGUGAAGUAUCACAUCCAUGAAGUUGCCUAAAAUGGAAGAUUACAGACUGUCAGAUUUUGCUGUAAAGGUGAAGAUGAGGCCACGUGACUAAGACCAUCCAAAACACAUGGUGAUAUUUAAGGCGCUCUGUCACGUGACUUCAUCCUGACCUUUCCAAUGAUCUGAUGCACAUAAUCCUUCACUUCAUGCAACUUUAUAGAUCCCUUAUUUCUUGGGCUCUGAAUGCAUGCAGUGUCGUAUCUUCUUGCUAAAACUUUUAGAGAACUUUAUAGAAAUUAGAAUGUAGCUCGGCUGUAUUUUCCCCUUCCCUUUUGUUUUUUUUGUAUUGUAUCUAAUUAAGUCUACAAAUUAGAUCCCUGGAUUCAGUUGUUAAAUGCAAGGGAUUCAAAUUUCCAAGUCCAAGCUUGUACAGGACUAACAUCGUGUAAUAGUUGUCAGUGAUCAUGUUAUGUUCACAAAAUAGACAAACAAUCCAGAUUGAUAUCA
Prosopis cineraria is the source of this 2856-nucleotide messenger RNA. RefSeq names its product histone-lysine N-methyltransferase family member SUVH9-like. Lineage: Eukaryota; Viridiplantae; Streptophyta; Magnoliopsida; Fabales; Fabaceae. The transcript has 2 exons. Bases 110 to 2143 code for a protein of 677 amino acids. Gene Ontology annotation, cellular component: nucleus. The record is from RefSeq and is a predicted model, not a curated record. Gene Ontology annotation, molecular function: zinc ion binding; protein binding; histone methyltransferase activity.